UUCACCGAGUCAAGUCAUCAUGACGACCCACGCUCUAGCUGCUCUCUUAGUUAUCGGCAUCGCUUCUGCUCUUCCUGUCAAGGAUCCUGAAAGCUUGAGGGUUAAGCGAGGCUUCCUGAGUGGAGGAGGUGGCCUUGGUGGCGGCGGCUAUGGCGGUGGCUUUGGUGGAGGUGGUGGCGGCUAUGGCGGUGGAGCCGGUGGCUUUGGAGGAGGUGGUGGCGGCUAUGGAGGAGGCGGUGGCUAUGGAGGAGGCGGUGGAGGCUAUGGUGGCGCAGGUCUUGCAGGUGGCGUUGGGGUUAUUAUUACCUCAGGAGUCGGUGGUGGUCAUGGUCCGUCAGCGGGGGACAUAGCAAACCAGGCGGCAGGUCAGGCGACCGCGGCAGUGGCAUCACAGGAUGGGGCGGCAUGGGCGGCGGCGAACAGCGCCUCCCAGCACGUGGCGUCCCAGGCGUCGGCCGCCGCCCAACAGGCUCAGCAUGCCGCCGCCGCCAAGUACGGACAAGCGGCACAGCUUACCAGCGCCGCGCAGGCUGCGCAGGCAUCGGCGUUUGCAGAGUCAGCGCAGGCAGCCAAGUCAGCCAAGGCGGUAGCCGCUGCCGAGGCGGCCAAACAAUGGGCCAUCCAACAGGCGCAGAACUUGGCCCAGGCGACCGCGGCUGCCAAGGCACAGGCGGCUCAGGCGGCCCAGACAUUGCAGGCGGCCCAGACAGCCUACAACAACCAGGCGACGAUGGCAUGGCAAGCCCAGCAGGCGGCUCACGCAUUGGCCCAGCAGCAGAGCGUUGCACUCGCUGACCUGGACUCGGCCCAGGGCGCAGCAGCGCAGGCCACAGCGGCGGCUCAGAAAGCCCUGGCGCGAGCCAAAGGAACAGGGAAUGGUGGAUUCGGAGGCGCUGGUGGCUAUGGAGGUGGUGGUGGCUAUGGCAAGUAAGGCACGGAGAUUAUACUGUUGUAUUUAUUAUCGUUAGCGAAAAUGGAUGUUGAUCUGCGCCAUGCAUCUUGGAUUCUAUUGAUGUUAUUUCGUUCACUCUCCUCAAUUUUAUGUCUUGAUGGCAAAGCAAUCGCUAAUAUAUUUAAGCCCGUUAUUAUCGUCGAAAACUGUUUUUGAUUGUGAGGGUCAAAUGUUUGGGGUCUACAUAAAAAUAAAGCAAUUGCUCCAUUGCACAUUUCAAUAAGAGUGUUUAUCCUCCUAGCCUUGUCUUUGCAACUAUUUGCAAUCAGUUCUCAUCGCUUCACUUGUUGUAUCUAAUUUUAAUUUCACUUGUCCUAGAAUGCCCUGCGGUGAAAAACGAUAUCUUACGAAGCAUAGGGUGAACAGAAACAAUAAAACGAAUUGUUA
Molecule: messenger RNA, 1339 nt
Organism: Hyalella azteca
Lineage: Eukaryota; Metazoa; Arthropoda; Malacostraca; Amphipoda; Hyalellidae
Product: glycine, alanine and asparagine-rich protein-like
Exons: 3
Coding region: 20-931 (303 amino acids)
Source: RefSeq, a predicted model, not a curated record